Messenger RNA from Lethenteron reissneri (Far Eastern brook lamprey), 2116 nucleotides. Its product is annotated as replication termination factor 2-like. Gene Ontology annotation, cellular component: nucleus. The record is from RefSeq and is a predicted model, not a curated record. Gene Ontology annotation, biological process: mitotic DNA replication termination. Lineage: Eukaryota; Metazoa; Chordata; Hyperoartia; Petromyzontiformes; Petromyzontidae.
AUCUUCCAGAAGACUCGGUGGGGCAUUUUCGAACCUGAAAGUCAAUUAGAUGGAUGUCUUCCGUCUGUUCAGUUGGGAAACCAGAAGCGGUGGCAUCUUCCAGAAGACUCGGUGGGGCUCUUCCGAACCUGGAAGUCAAUGCGAUGAACUUCUUCCGUCCGUUCAGUUGGGAAACCAGAAGCGGUGGCAUCUUCCAGAAGACUCGGUGGGGUUCUUCCGAACCUGGAAGUCAAUUGGAUGAACGUCUUCCGUCCGUUCGGUUUAGAAUCAGAAGACGCGACAUCUUCCGGAAGAGGAAGAAGGUUGCCAUUGUUGGAAUUUAGGACGAGGGCGAUUAGUUUGCCUUUGGCUGCUGCCACGGAGUGAAAAGUCACGAUGGGAUGCGAUGGAGGAACCAUUCCCAAGAGACACGAGCUGGUGAAGGGGCCUAAGAAGAAGGCACAGAGUGACAAGGAUGCGGACCUGGCGGCACGCUGGUUUUAUUGCGCGCUGAGUCAGCAGCCACUUCGUCCGCCUAUAGUGGCCUGUGAACUCGGCAGGCUGUAUAACAAGGAUGCCGUCAUCGAGUUUUUGCUGGAGAAGAAUUCGGAGAAAGUAGCUGUGGAGGCUUCUGCUCACAUCCGCACCCUCAAGGACUUGACCGAGUUGCGCCUGACGGAGAACACGCUGUGGCAGGGCGAGCAUGCACACAGCAAGGGCGGCCAGACCACCAACAUUCCCGCCCCACGUUUCUGCUGCCCCCUCAUCGGCCUUGAAAUGAACGGGCGCCACCGUUUUGUGUUCAUUCGGGGAUGUGGCUGCACUUUCUCCGAGCGAGCUCUCAAGGAGAUAAAGUCCAACGCCUGCCUCAAGUGUGGCGUGACAUUUCAGGACGACGAUGUUGUGGUGCUGAACAGCUCCGCAGAGGAGAUGAAGCAGCUGAGGGAGCGCAUGCUCGAGCGUAGAGAACGUGCCAAGAUUGAGCGGAAACUGAAGAGGGUGAAAUCCAAUGGCUCACAGAGCACUAAAGCCCUCGAAGAGCCAGGCACAUCCGCUCAUGUCUUUAAGAGACCUUGGCCCGUGGCAGCAAGUCCUGCGGUGGAGGAGGUGGGGCUCAGGGCGGAGAAGGUUGCACGCCUCCCCGUGGAGAAGGUUGGCCCUACUGUGGAGGAGACCCACCUUUCAGUGGAGAAAGUUGGCCCCACAGAAGAUAAAGUUGGCCCUACAGAGGAGAAGGUCGGCACCACAGAGGAGAAAUUGGCGGCGGGCCCCGCAGGGGAGGUGAAGAAUGGCAAGAUGCCUGUCGGCAAGCAAGGACGGGAGGGAAAGCGAGCGGUGGGAGCUGAGGACACAAAGACGGCCAAGAAAGACGCAAAGCCCUGCUCGGAGACGUACAAGUCCCUGUUCACCUCUCACAGCUCGGCCCAGAAGGAGACGGCCCACUGGGUCACCUACAAUCCCUACUACAAUUGAGCCCGCGUGUGUUUUCGUUACAUAUAAAUGCACGAACACGCUCACGCACAUCUUCCCCAAACCCUCGGAGCACUGGAAGAUGUUUCGGCAUUUGUGGAUGUAGUGGAAUGUUUCCUAAGUUUUUAUUGAUCUCCCGGUGCGGCAGUUUGAACAUGAGUCAAUUUUCAUAAAUCUGCCCCCUACCCCCCUGCCUCUGUCUACCCAGCAGUGUGGCUCGGUACACCACAGUCACGCUGCAAAUUCUGUGUGUGGCCAUCGUGGAAGAGUAGGCCAAAAUAACCUGUAAAGGGCCUCUCCAGAGCUCUUCGAGUGGAGUCCCUUGCUCCAGCAGUAACAUGAGCAAGUAAUUGCAGUGCUGCACCUUUUCAUCUUGAGCAAUACAAGUUAAUGUUAGGUUUGGAGUGGUGGCAUAGCACACUGCACAAUGAAGCCUGUGACCUGAGUUUUAUUCCUGGCCUUGGCUAACAUCCGUGAUUAGUGAUAUCUAAGCUGGUCCUGAGCAUCCCGUCAACUUUGCCAACCAGCAUUGAUCAUACUUCACCAUGUGAAGUACAACCCCCGUGACUGACGCAGCCUUGGGAGGGCUUCAUCUCGCGGUGAAUUGACAAAGGUGCUGUACAUUAUUCAAUUAAUGGAUGAAAAUAAGACGAUACUUUUUUUUCAA